Aegilops tauschii subsp. strangulata is the source of this 1675-nucleotide messenger RNA. RefSeq lists its product as uncharacterized. Gene Ontology annotation, cellular component: CCR4-NOT complex. NCBI's taxonomy places the organism in Eukaryota, Viridiplantae, Streptophyta, Magnoliopsida, Poales, Poaceae. Gene Ontology annotation, biological process: mRNA catabolic process. The record is from RefSeq and is a predicted model, not a curated record.
UACCGCUUCUAGUAUAACCUUGUCCUCCGGGGGGGCAGACGGAGCCUCUCCUCCUUCCCUGUCCUGACCACCUCCUCAGUUUUUCCUCACCCUCCUCAAUGGCGAAUCUGCCGCCGUCCCUCGCCGCCGGCCCCUCCUUCGGCGCGCCCUCCCCGCCCCCGCUCCCGCCCCCGUCCGGCUCGUCGGCCGCGGCGCCGCCCGCCGGGGGGAGGGACCGGAAGAUGGUGUCCGCGGAGCAGCUCGUGCUCGACCUCUGCGACCCGGAGCUGCGCGAGAACGCCCUCCUCGAGCUCUCUAAGAAGCGAGAGAUUUUUCAAGACCUUGCUCCACUGCUGUGGCACUCCUUUGGCACCGUUGCUGCACUGCUCCAGGAGAUUGUGUCAAUCUACCCUUCACUUUCACCUCCUACUUUGUCGCCAGUUGCAUCAAACCGUGUCUGCAAUGCACUUGCACUUCUUCAGUGUGUUGCUUCACACCCUGAUACCAGGAUCCCGUUCUUGAAUGCUCACAUCCCACUGUACCUGUACCCGUUUCUGAAUACUACCAGCAAGACUAGACCUUUUGAGUACUUGAGGCUUACCAGCUUGGGUGUUAUUGGUGCUCUUGUGAAGGUUGAUGAUUCUGAAGUUAUUGGGUUUCUGCUUCAAACUGAAAUAAUUCCUCUGUGUCUCCGUACUAUGGAGAUGGGCAGUGAACUUUCCAAAACAGUGGCCACCUUUAUUGUUCAAAAGAUUCUGCUUGAUGACAUUGGGCUGCGUUACAUCUGCGCGACCGCUGAGCGUUUCUUUGCUGUGGCCACUGUUUUAGCACAGAUGGUCCAGGCGCUUGCUGAACAGCCGUCUGCAAGAUUGCUGAAGCACAUAAUCCGCUGCUACCUCAGGCUGACAGAGAACCAGAGGGCUUGUGCCGCGCUCAACAGUUGCCUCCCCACGGUGCUGAAGGACGGGACAUUCAACAACUUCCUUCUUGAUGACAACGUUACAAGGCGGUGGCUCCAGCAGCUGCUGAGCAACAUGUCGAUCGCCGGCUUGGGCGGGGGAAGCUCCCACACUGGUAUGGGCGGAGGAGGCUCUCUCGGCGGCAUGGGCGGGGGAGGCUCUCUUGGGGGCAUGGGCGGCGGAGGCUCUCUCGGCGGCAUGGGCGGAGGAGGCUCUCUUGGCGGUGGCAUGGGAGGCGGGGGCUCUCUCGGCGGCAUGGGCGGGGGAGGCUCUCUCGGCGGCGGCAUGGGAGGCGGGGGCUCUCUCGGUGGCAUGGGUGGAGGAGGCCCUCACGGGGGCCUCGACCACCUGAUGGGGCUAUGAGCGAGCGAGCGAGCGAAAGAAGCCGUGUCUGCAGGCUAUGCGAGAGCCUGAACCAACCCCCAGCGCAUGCAUGUGUCUGUCGGUCUGUCUGUUGUAGAUGUAGUAGGGGGGAAGAAACUCCGUGCUGUUUGUAGUUGUUUGUGUUGUCGAAAACAGGAAGAAGAGAGUCGUCUGUCUGUCUGUCUGUCUGUGUGCCCUUUGUGGGAAGAAGAAGAUAGUAGUGUGUUAUAGUAGUGUGUCUAGAUGUUUGGGUUGUGCUUUGUGUUUGCUGGACUGCAUGUAAAAAGACAAAUAAACCGGCGCAGAAGCUCUCCCUGCUCUGCUCUUUGGCAAAUGUUGAAGGGUGAAGAGGGAUAGCAAGUUGAAACUGAAAA